Molecule: messenger RNA, 4702 nt
Organism: Oncorhynchus gorbuscha (pink salmon)
Lineage: Eukaryota; Metazoa; Chordata; Actinopteri; Salmoniformes; Salmonidae
Product: oocyte zinc finger protein XlCOF6-like
Exons: 8
Coding region: 1010-3715 (901 amino acids)
Biological process (GO): regulation of transcription by RNA polymerase II
Cellular component (GO): nucleus
Molecular function (GO): DNA-binding transcription factor activity, RNA polymerase II-specific; RNA polymerase II transcription regulatory region sequence-specific DNA binding
Source: RefSeq, a predicted model, not a curated record
AGUAGCUAAAUACUCGAGGACACGUUUUUUCUUUCUGUUUUGUUCAUGCAUUUUAGAACAACAUCUAAUAAUAAUACUGCAGUUUUACAGCAGAAUGCUGUAAACAGUUUUCAGCAUUGAUACAGUCAUUUAGCAGACUUAUAACACAGCAAAAGAUGGAUGCUAUGGGUAUGUAGCUAACAGCCUCCUGUAGGUAGCCUAGUUAUAUAUGGCUUCAAACUUGCCGUGGACAUUGUAGCUAUUUUAGCACACAGUUUAUUUUUAUAUGAGGGAUCUAUAUGUCUCUAUGGCCCCAGCGAGCUAGUUUUGCAACCUGGUCUCAGAGCAUGUCGUAUUAUUCUGUAUGUAAAUCAACACCUGCCGUUUAUUAUAUGUUAAGUUUCGUAUGGUAUGUAAUCAUUUGUGGACGUCCAUUAGCCAUUUUGUAUGAUAUGUUACGAAGUACAAUAUUACGUAUUAUAUUACGUAUUAUAUGUAACACAUUUUCAAACGUACAAUAUGUUACGAAUUUGCAAAUGUAUGAUAUGUUAAGAAUUCUAGCUUGGUGGCUAACGUUAGGGUUAAGUUUAGGAGUUAGGUUAAAGGGUUUGGGGAAAGGUUAGCUAACAUACUAAGUCAUUGCAAAGUAGCUAAAAAGUAGUAAGUAGUUGAUAAAAUGCUAAAGUUGUCCUUGAUGAGAUUCGAAUUAGCAACCUUUGUUUUUUUUUAAUUUUUUAAUUUUACCUUUAUUUAACCAGGCAAGUCAGUUAAGAACAUAUUCUUAUUUUCAAUGACAGCCUGGGAACAGUGGGUUAACUGCCUGUUCAGGGGCAGAACGACAGAUUUGUACCUUGUUAGCUCGGGGGUUUGAACUCGCAACCUUCCGGUUACUAGUCCAACGCUUUAACCACUAGGCUACGCUGCCGCCCCAAUAGACAUUCGUUGAUAGACAUUCGCAGUUCGACGCGAGAUCACUGUUAGACGAUGACUUGUUUCUUUCUGCGCAUGAGCUUAGCUAGCCAACGUUGCCAUGACAUGUCCUACAAGCAAGAUCAGGGAUUUCUAUUGGAGAAGCAGUUAUCUUUAUACUGUACUGUCUUUGAUAUUACUGUACAUCCUUCUCUACACAAUAGAUUACCCCCUCCCUUUCUCCUCCCUGCGCCUUUUGGUCCCACCUCUACGGCUAUUGUCUGCAUUUAUGUGGCAGGUAGCGCAUCAGAGGGCCAUCAAGCACUAUGGAAAGUUAGAGGAGUUUGUGACAGUGGUUACACAAACUGUCCCAGAACUUAUAACUGACAGACAGAGGACAUUGCUUCUUCUGGCAUUAAGGGCAAGGGUAACUCUUCAGCUGUUUCAAGGUGAGCAUCCAGAAGACCUCAACAAAAUUAAGAUCCAUCUUGACAGAUUCUCAUCCUGUGGUCUUUCACAGAAUAAUGAUGCACAGAUGCAUGAGUUGGAAGAGAACUUCCUCAAGCUCACCAAAAACCUUCUUGAAGACCCAGUCGAGAGGAUCCAAUUCUUCAAGGCAGAUUUCCCUGUGGUGUAUGGCUGUGAUUUUGACAGAGCUUUGCAAGCACUUGUUUCUCAGUUCCUCUCCAGACUAGAAGAUCUGCUACCAGUGCCAGACCUUAAGCAGACUGCAUCCUGGCUCAGCGCUGUACCCUCUGCCUUGGAUGAGUGUCUGCAGUCUCUUUCUCACACAGAGGACCUGCAAUACCUGCUUCAGCACCACACAUGCUGUGGAAAGUUAGACAAACCAUUUCCCUCCCCGGCAGAAGACUGCAUCCUCGCUUCACUGUCCCUCCCUACCACAGUGGGAGUGGCAUAUACCUUUGACAGCAAAUUAGAUGUCUUGCUUAACUUGGAAGGCUCUACCCAUGUAAGCAGAGAGAUGGAAACUUUGUCAGACAGCAGAGAUUAUCAACAGGCAGAAUCAAGAGCACGUUUAGAUGGAAACCAGAACAUUAAAGAAGAUCGAGUGUCUACCAUGGGUAGCGAUGAUGAUGAAUGCACAGACAGAGGUGUGGAAGAGGAGACUGAAAACACAAGUGCUGUGGGAAGGGUUAUUUCCGAAGCAAAGGACCAGAGGAGAUGUGAAGGGGCUGUUGGGGACCUGUGCGCUGCUGGAGCACCAGACCUCGCAGCCAACUCUCCAAUGGUCACCUCCAGUGUGGCUCAAAAACCCUCCAUAUUUCCCGCCCAACUUACACUCAAGAUCAAAGGGGACCACAGAGUCAAUUCCUCCAAGAGAUCUAGAAAGAGCCCAGAAGGGAGGAUGGCUGAGUCCAGUGUGAACUCUGAUACACCUCUGCUUGAAUCCUCACAGGAAACGACUGGUGCUGAAGAAUCAAGACCAUUUUCUACAGACCAUGAUGACACAGAAGAGGAAAACAACGAACCUGCUUCUCGGCUGUCUAGCUGCGCUCAACCACCACCUAGUGACGUAUCGCCAUCCUCUGAGACCCUAUCAAAAGCAUUGUCCACUGCACGGCGUAUUGCCAACAAGUGCUCCCAGUGUGGAAGGUGUUUUAUCUAUCCAUCUCAACUGGUUCAGCAUCAGCGAAUUCACACUGGAGAUCGACCCUACAAAUGCACCCAGUGCGGAAAGACUUUCAGUAAUUCAACUGGGCUUUCAAAACACCACCAAAAACACUGUCUAGACGCGACCUUCGAUUGCCCCAAGUGCGGAGAGAGUUUCAGAUCUCUCCGCGAGCGGUUCAAACACUUAUCUACUCACAAGUCCCUCAAAUGUCUGUUGUGUGGAAAGAGUUGCCAGACGACUUCUGAUUUGCGAAAGCACCAGCAAACACAUAGUGUGACGCCGUCGUUCAACUGCUCUCUCUGUGAAAAAAGUUUCAAGUUCCUGUCAAGCCUAACCAGGCACAACAGGACCCAUUCAGUGGAGGGGGGGUAUGCUUGUUCCAAGUGUGGGAAAACAUUUGGAUCUUUGAGUGAACGGCUCCAACAUAAGAGGACACAUAGGGCGCAGCUCAACUGUACGGAUUGCGGACGGAGUUGCAGUUCCCGCUCCGAACUAAAGAGUCACCAGCAAACUCACUCUCGUGAACCUCUCUUCAACUGUCGACACUGUGAAGACAAAUUCUUUGGGUCAGUUGAGCUGAAGAUCCACCAAAAAACUCAUGCAGUGGACAAACCCCAUCAGUGUGAUGCGUGUGGAAAGUGCUUUGGUGCCUUAGCCACACUUGUACUCCACCAACGGACACACACGGGGGAGAAACCCCACACAUGUCCUCGUUGUAAUAAGCAGUAUAUCUCCAAAAGUCAGCUGACUUCACACAUGCGGACUCACACGGGCGAGCGUCCAUACAGCUGCUCUUACUGUGGGAAGUGUUUCUCUCAGUUGGCUAAUCUUACUGUGCACACAAGGAUUCACACGGGGGAGAGACCUCACAUCUGCUCUCGGUGCAAGAAAGGGUUUUGCUCAGUCGGUGACCUGCAGAAGCAUGAGCGCUCUCACACCAAAGAGAAACCUUACAGGUGUACAGUUUGUGGAAAGGCCUUCACAGUGUCAAGUCAUUUGACGGUUCACAUACGAAGUCACACAGGAGAGCGCCCCUACACCUGCCCUGAGUGUGGAAAGAGUUUUGCGCAGAGCUCUGUCUUAACUAAACAUCAAUUCACCCAUACAGGAGAGAGGCCAUACCCAUGCCAUCACUGUGUAAAAAGUUACACCCGUCUCACACACUUGAAGAGACACCUACAAACACACACUUGAGUGUCCGGUGUGUUUUCCUGUUUUGGUUUCUUUCUGAAAAGCGUUACCAUAGAUUGCUGUUCCACUGUCUGUCAGUGUGUUAUGCUGAAUAACAUCAAUGUAUAACUGAAAACCAUGCUCACCAUGCCUUUUUGUGAAACUGUAGUUUGUGUACAUUACUGCCAACAUGGAUGGAAAAUAAAGAUUUCAAAAUAUAAAAUAACCUCUUUCAGGUUAUAGUAUGUGUCAUAUAAAUGAGCCAUUUUUUGAUACUUUCUAGCUUGGGCCUGCUUCUCUCUGGACGUUUGGGCCUGCUUCUCUCUGGACGUUUGGGCCUGCUUCUCCCUGGACGUUUGGGCCUGCUUCUCCCUGGACGUUUGGGCCUGCUUCUCCCUGGACGUUUGGGCCUGCUUCUCUCUGGACGUUUGGGCCUGCUUCUCUCUGGACGUUUGGGCCUGCUUCUCCCUGGACGUUUGGGCCUGCUUCUCCCUGGAAGUUUGGGCCUGCUUCUCCCUGGACGUUUGGGCCUGCUUCUCCCUGGACGUUUGGGCCUGCUUCUCCCUGGAAGUUUGGGCCUGCUUCUCCCUGGACGUUUGGGCCUGCUUCUCCCUGGAAGUUUGGGCCUGCUUCUCCCUGGAAGUUUGGGCCUGCUUCUCCCUGGACGUUUGGGCCUGCUUCUCCCUGGACGUUUGGGCCUGCUUCUCCCUGGACGUUUGGGCCUGCUUCUCCCUGGAAGUUUGUGGUUUGAGUCAGUUUAUUUUGAAUGUAACAAAUGUCAGCAUAAAAACCAAUACAAAAACUGGGAAGACAAUAUUUGAACUUUGGAAUACAACUGUAUUGUUUUUCUUCUAUGCAAAUGAAAGCUGUUACAGUAGGCUUAAUUUAUUAUAUUCUACCUUACCUAUUCUAUAUGUAAUAAGCAUUUGGCUUAAUUAAAAAUAAUACACAGAAACAGGUGUGUACUAAAUGUAAAUAUUGUUUUUUAUUAAACUUGUAUUUAUUACCGUU